Molecule: messenger RNA, 3666 nt
Organism: Osmia bicornis bicornis
Lineage: Eukaryota; Metazoa; Arthropoda; Insecta; Hymenoptera; Megachilidae
Product: protein sneaky
Exons: 7
Coding region: 605-2776 (723 amino acids)
Cellular component (GO): membrane
Source: RefSeq, a predicted model, not a curated record
CCGACGCCUUUCUGGAUAUGUACCGAUAAAUAUUGACCACUACAUUAUGUAAUUUUGAAAGCGAUCCACGUUCUCUUGAUACUAAUACCACCUUCUUAUUAAAUCUAACUUCUAACACUGUUUUGUAAUCGGUGUUUCGUAAUUACGGAAAAAGAACUGACAAAAUAGAUUGAUCAAAUAUUUUGUCUGCCAUUUGAAAAAUUGUAGAGAAUAUUCUUAUUGAUUUGUCAUUAAGUUAUCCAUCUAUGAUAAUCUAAUAAAACUGUAACCAUAAAGUGUCAUUUAUUUCGAGUGACGUCAAAUGGUCGACGAAUAAAUCGUUGUUUGUUCUCGAUAAGUGACAAAUGAGUAUUUCAAAACAUGUAACGAACAGGUUUCAUUAGAGAUUCAUGACACCACGAUUAAGGAAUCACGGUGAUAAAUUAUGCUAAUAGCAAAGCAGAAAAGUGGACUGUAGAUAGGAAAAAAAAAAAGAGCGACAAUCUGAAAAUAGAUGUCAAGGAUUUCUUCUCUAACUAACAACAAGGUGACAAUACCUCGAUUCACAUAAAUUGUACGAAUCGAUUUUGUCGGUAUUAAAAUUCUGUUUUACGUAAGAAAAAAGAUGCCUGAUUUAGAGAAAACAACGAAUUUGGGCAUUCGAGUGGAAAAGUUUAAAAAGAAUUUUUUUAAGUAUUACCUGCAACAGUGUCCAAGCUUGUUUCAUAUUUGCUACGACCCCAUAGGCACUCAUAAGAAGUCACGUGCUUUUAUUGGAUUUUUUCUUGGAUUUUUUAUGAGUGUACUUUUAUACGAAGGCAUCAUCGUUGAUUUGAAUUUUGAUCGAUAUACUAGCUUGAGCCUUGCUGGCAUUAUCGUAUCGAUGAUGUCAAUUGGAUGUGCCUCUUCGAUUCAGGUGAGGUGCGUUUGUAUUUUAACAAUCCCAGCAUUUUUUGGUCGUUCGGGUCGUAGCAUGUUGAGAGCGUUAGUUCUCGGAUACGUAAUAGCUGGACCAUUAUUUAAUUUAGUGUAUAAUACAAAAGAAGUAAUGAGAACUUUUGCUUGUACCUCACAAUUAACGUAUAAUCUCACCAAGACAAGGUUUGAUCUGAUGUUCAAGCCUUUUCAACAGGCCAUUCUUGCUAUGAAAGCGGAUGCUAAUGAAAUAAAAGAUACUCUAUCGUCUGUGAGGGAUUUAAUGAGUCCAAUCGUGGAAGAAAUAGAGGGAGAAGAGGAAAUGCGGCGAUUGAAGGAGGAAAACGAUUAUUUAGAUGAAUUACAAGGUGAUACGAAGAGAAGCAAGGAAAUCGAGGAUAAACAUGAGAAACAGAUCGAGAAUGCUAAAUCGGAUGCUGACGUGUUCGAAGCUAAAUACAAGAAGAAGAUCGAAGCCAGAUGCGAGGAACAACUUAGUCGGGGUUCAGCUAGGUGUAGGGAUAUGUUCAGCGACGCUUACAACAAAUGUUACGAAAAAGUGACCAUUUUCGUUGCCUGGCUGUUGUGCUGGCCCAUGAAACUUACUUUCGUUUGUAAUCUGGUUCAAGCACUUGGAGGUUCUAGUAUCUGUGAUCCUGAGGGAAAAAUAGAUAGUGGUAUUGGUGAAGGAUAUGCUGCUUUGAAAAGUACUCGAGAUGAGCUCAGCAGGAGUCUGAAAGACGCGAAACUUCAGUACAAAAUCAAAAAACCCGCGGUAAUUUUGGAUCUUCAGGAUUCAGCGUACGCUGCGAAAGCCGUGAUGCACGAAUUUGCUGUACGAAGAAGACUUUUCGAAUCUGUAAUGACCAUCAUAAAGAGAUGUUUAUCCUUCGUGUUCCUAAAGAUCAUUUUGAGUGCUCAAAAAUACCACGACAAGUAUCUGACGGAAAUUGAACACGAUAAUAUCUAUGUGACGCCUUACUUCCGGAGGAUUGAUGCCAGAAGAAAAGUACGCGGUAGUAUGACCUUACUGCCAUUGAAGAAAAUUGAAAGAAAGAAAUUCGUUGAUCCUUAUAGUUGGAAGCCAAGUUCGACUGAAGGAUUUCAUUUAGCUGGACAAAUGGUGAAGCUACUUCUUGAAUUAAUUGCAGCGAGUGUUUUUGUUAUUUUGGAUUGGUUAUUCUUUGAAGCGUUGGAUUUAAUUAGAAGACAUGCUUACAUAGAGUACACUCAAGCGGGUCACCAUGAUUUGUUAUUAGAAAUCCGUGGCACAGGAGUGAUAGCCUCUCUGAUCAGAAGUGCCAUUCGCGGCUUCAAUGUAAAGAAACACAUUAAAACCGUGGUUACAAACGAAGCUUGCCUUCCAAGGCCUAUGAAACUUCCCACCUACGUAAUCCUCAAGAUCUACGGCACAUUUUUCGGUACUUUCCUUCUGAUCUUUGCGACCGUCUACACUGAGAGAAUGCGUCGAGGGAUCUGUUCAUUUUUCUAUCGAAAAAGGGAGAAGAGACGAGUGUUGUAUCUCUAUAACGAGACACUAAGACGUAGAAUCACUUAUGCGAAAUUCAUGAAGGCUAAAGUGAGAACUAUGGUUAGAACACGCCGUUUGGAAUACGAUAUGGACUUUUGGAUGGCUCUGAGAUUGAAAUGGCCAGAUCGUUUUGGAUGGCUGCAAUUUUUCGCUUGUGCCAGAGAUAGAUGUUUAAUCUGUGAAGAAGUGGAGCCUAGAAAAGGACCAAAGCAUCGACAAUGUACGACACCUGGUUGUCCUUUUGUCCAUUGUUCUGAAUGCUGGAGAGAUGUAGGGAAAAUAUGUUAUGCUUGUGCCGAGAUCUCGGAUACUGAUUCAGAAGAAUACGAUACUCAACGCAGUGAUUUUUGAUCUUAAUUCAUAUUUGGAUAGAUGGCACUCGGUAACUGCUACAUGUAAAUAAGUCGCUUUAACGUUUAUAAACUUGACCAGGUAUUAGAGUAAUAGAGCACAGUAGCAAUAAUCUCUUUAGUUACAAAUUGAAUUACACUUUGUCUUUGAUUUACAUAUAAAUCUCACGUAGUAAAGUCGACAGGAAGUAUUUAAUAAAAAGUUUACUAUGUUGAAUUUACGAAGCUGGAAGCGUCUGAACAGAAUACAAAAUGGUGUGUAGGAAGAAUCAUUUCUAGUAUUACAAUGUCUUAUCGAUUCCGAGAUUCUACGUUCCUAUCAAGUACCACACGAUUGUUCCUAGCCAAUGUCGCUUCAAGGAGAUGCUUAGUAGACUAUAAUGAAUUCCAGGGACAGAAUUAUUUAUGCUUAUUUGAAGUAAUUCAAGGAAAAGCUGUGAUUGUACGAUGAAUCGAUUAGAAUGGAAUCAUGCAAUUUCACAGUUAAACGAAUUCUGCUCGCGUAAAUAAGACAAGAAUGCAUUCAACAAACAGAUUUUUCUUGUAUUUAAUUUUUAACUACAAGAAAUAUAGAAAUAAAUUUGAAUAAAUUUGUAUAUUUAAUUUAAAGUAUACAUAUAUACAUAUGCUGUUGCAUUCUGUAAUCUACACUUACAAACAAUUAAUAAAAUUCUCGAAUCAAACUUUGAAGAGCAUAUGUAUACAUAUACACCUAGUUACAGAUAUUUGCUCAUUCAUGUUACAACAUCUAACAAAGGAAAAUUGCUCGCGUGCUUAUUUUGCCCAACGAAUUACAAUUACCCUGAAGUAAGAUAUAUAACGUCCACCGUAAUAAGCUCAACGUUCAGUGAUCAAACGAGCAAGCUUCGAAUCUCUUCGAGUAAUCAAAAU